Molecule: messenger RNA, 728 nt
Organism: Sphaeroforma arctica JP610
Lineage: Eukaryota; Ichthyosporea; Ichthyophonida
Exons: 5
Coding region: 11-655 (214 amino acids)
Biological process (GO): protein transport; late endosome to vacuole transport; endosome transport via multivesicular body sorting pathway
Cellular component (GO): ESCRT III complex; multivesicular body
Source: RefSeq, a predicted model, not a curated record
GAUCAGAGAGAUGGACAGAGAAAAGAUGAGGGCCGAAACUGCCGAGAAGAAAUUGGUAGUCGAGAUUAAGCGCGAAGCAAAGAAGGGUGGUUCCCAGGCUAUGCUGCAAAUGAUGGCGAAGGACUUGGUCCGCCAGCGCGGGUCGAUACACAAGUUUGUGAUGAUGAAGAUACAACUGCAAGGCAUCUCGAUGAAACUCAACGAAAUGAAAACAAACGAUCAGAUGGCACGGGCUAUGGCCGGCGCUACCAAGGCGAUGGGCCGAAUGAACAAGCAAAUGAACCUGCCGAAUAUGCAGAAGAUUAUGAUGGAGUUUGAAAAGCAGUCGGAGAUGAUGGAGAUGAAGGCUGAAAUGAUGGAUGAUGUAAUGGAAGACACAUUAGGCGACGCAGACGAUGAAGAAGCUACCGAUGAAAUAGUCAAUAAGGUGUUAGAUGAGCUUGGUUUGAGCUUAGAAGAACAGCUUGUAUCGGCGCCUACAUCAUCAAUUGCGAGCUCUGCACCCUCAAAGGUCGCGGCUUCUGAGGCCAUGGGUGGCAGUGGUCCAGCGACUGGCACAGGCAAAGAUAGUUCGGUACCUUCUGGUGGUGCUGGGGCGGGUGUUGGGAAUAUGGAUGAUCUGGAAAGCCGGUUGGCGGCGCUAAAGAAAAAAUAGAAUACAAUUUGAUCUCACAUAAAAUAUUAAGUCAGUAAUGGCCCCGCUCAGUUCUAGUAGUAUCAACUUUCAU